CUGUUUGAGGACGAUGUGUUGGUGUAUCUGGUUUGAUGGACUGUGUCAAAGAGGGAAGGGACGGGUAUAGGGGUGUGAAAGGGUAGGAAAGGUGUUGUUCCCCUUUUAAAGGAAGAACAGGAGGACUUUUACGGGGUAAACAGCAUGACGGGGACAUUAUGGACUAAUGACAAGGAUGUGUGAAUGCCCUCAACCACCAGUUCACGACCCGUUCUUGCAUGCCUCACCGCACUUUCCCAAGAAAGAAAGAGGGUAUACCUUUGCCGGUUUAUGACGGCGAGACGAAGAAACGCAACUGGGCUUUAAGCUGCGGCUCAGACCGAGCCUCGGUCCGCCGCCUUCGCGUCGUAAGGUCGAGCGGCUUGCCAGGCUGCGGACGAAUAAUUAUAGCGGGCCCCAGAUGGACAUCCCUACCCGACCAUCUUUCUGUUACUAAUUACCCUCAACGACAUCAUAACAGAGCACAUAUCCAGUGCCAAGAUCCCACUGACGCUAAGAACGCUGCUGACGUCGGCCUCGUCCAACCCCUGUCUCUCGUCGACAAGCUGCGGGGUUCGCCCUUUCGUGGCAAGACGCGCUUACGUGGCUUGUCAGCUCAGGCAAAGCGGCUGGCUGUCUCUGAGAUUCUUCGUUACGUCCCAAUACCUCAAACUCAAUUCCAACAUCACAACUCCCAACACACACACACACACACACACACACACACACACCGAACUCCGAAAAUGCCGCCCUCUGCACCCCGCAAACCGGCACCCUCCCCGCUCGCCAAAGCCCUGCUGACAUUCAUCGGCACGACGCGCACCGCAUUCGGCAUCGGCUGCCUCAUCGCACCAGAGCUCGCCUUCCAGGUCGCCGGCCUGUCUUCACCUCUCUCGGCCGAAGCGUCGCUCAUCGCGCGGCAGUUCGGCGUGCGCGAGAUUGUCGUCGGCGCGGGGCUCGUGCUCGCCGAGAGGCAGCAUGCCACCUCUGCUGCUGUUGGUGGUGGUGGUGGUGGCCAAGGCGACGACACGGGGCUCAAGCGCGCCAUCUGGCUUAGUGCUGCGACUGACGGGCUCGAUCUCAUCGCGCUGGCGUUUGCGUUUGCGUUGUCGAAGGAGGGUGUGCUGGACGGCGCCACGCUCGCCAAGAUGGCGGGCACGGCGGCGCUGUAUGCUGCCGCGGGCCUGCAGACGGCGUGGUGGUAUCGUUGAGUGUGGCGUUUCGUGGUUUUGGGAGCUUUGGUGAGGCAGGCGGUGGAGUUGGCCUCACAGGGUGCAACCGACAGAAAAACAGUUUAGCAGAACGCCGGGGGCAGAGUUGGCGGCAGGCAGAGUUGGCGGCAGGCAGAGUUUGCGGCAGGCAGACACGUCGUCGCGAACUGAAACACGGGCUCGACAAAGUCGAGGGGGAGGUUAGUACGGGAGCGGGCGGGUGCCGGUUGUUGUUAAUGGAACCGGACUAGGGCCGCUUCGUAGGUCUUUGGUGCGGAACUCCGCUGGAGAGG
This is a messenger RNA of Lasiosphaeria miniovina, 1483 nucleotides long. RefSeq lists its product as uncharacterized. The record is from RefSeq and is a predicted model, not a curated record. Bases 219 to 1190 code for a protein of 323 amino acids. NCBI's taxonomy places the organism in Eukaryota, Fungi, Ascomycota, Sordariomycetes, Sordariales, Lasiosphaeriaceae. The transcript has a single exon.